Messenger RNA from Suillus subalutaceus, 1611 nucleotides. RefSeq lists its product as uncharacterized. Bases 371 to 1327 code for a protein of 318 amino acids. The transcript has 5 exons. The record is from RefSeq and is a predicted model, not a curated record. NCBI's taxonomy places the organism in Eukaryota, Fungi, Basidiomycota, Agaricomycetes, Boletales, Suillaceae.
UUAGCAAGGUCACCUGCACACCAAAGAGGCAACGGCCAACAUCAGCGAAUUACGCCAACCUCCCAGGCUGGGUUACAGGGAGGAGAAGAGCACGAAGGUUAAGAAAAUGUUGCGAUAUAAUACCAAAAUUGGCAGCUUUCGCGCGAUGAACACCACUGCCAGGGAGGGAGCGCACCAAGCCAAAUACGGUGCCAACAAACUACUCAAAUCGUUUUCGAGCACAACGGGACUGUAACGAAAGCAAGGGGGUGAACGGUCGAGAGAGGCAAGAGCACACAAGUGCACAUCAAUAUUAAUGCAAGAAGGUAACAGAGGCCCCUAUAUUAUAUGAGCCCUGAUACCUCCUAUUAAUUUGUUUCCCUUCCCUUCCAUGAUGGCUUCCAAAUUUGAAGACCCCGAUGAUAGCAGGUUACUUACUCAGAGCCCACCACCCUCUUACGAUAACAUUUCUACACUUGUGUCAUCAGCAGAUUCCACCAAAGGUACUAACAGACAACUAGUACCACCAUUCAGACAGUUUUUGUCAUCUGUAUUUUCCUACCGACAGAGACGGAAAAUGGUCCUAUCUCGCAUCCGUGAUAUCGUCUCCGCUCCUGAUUUUAUCCCCUCUUCUAUUGCCCCAGUCAUCGAAACCUGUGUUACUCAGGCUGCUUUCUCGCCUGCGGAUUUUUCUAACCUCUUGCAAACACCCAUCAUCGAAGGUCAUACGGCGAUGUAUUGGGCGGUUAUGAAUCAUCGAUGGGAGGCUGUGUCUGCAUUUGCUGCCUUCAUCCCCCGAUUUUCGUCUGUUUGCUUCAAUGACUUGCGCCUCGCGUGCAUGAUCAUUAAUGACCACGCAUCGUUUGCGCAGCUGAAUUUGGGACGCGUGAUCAAUUCCAAGGACGAAUCAUUGAGACGCCUUCUGAAUUGUCCACCAGAUGAGGUUCAGGUCCAGACAGGGGAUAAACUGUUGGAGAACAAGUUCGUUGCUUGUCUCCGUAUCAGGAUGUUCCAGAAACGCCUGCGCAUGGCUCAGGUACUGGGCAUAGAAUUUGUCGCCGGGGGGCGUAUAUGGGUGGUGUAUUUCUGUACAACGCCUUCAAUGAUCGGGUGGUACAUCAGCCUGCGUCUUUCGCGGCAUAGCUCGCCCGCACGUCCGGAAAUCGUGCUCGUUAUCAAGGCACACGGAGGGGUUAAACCUGGCUGGUGCCGUGCAACUCGAUCUCAAGAUUUACGAGUGACGGAUGAUGACUCGACAGAGCCCAUACUUGCACCUAAGAGAUUGGCCAGAGUGCCACAAGCAUAUCUCGCCUUCGACUGUGUUUUUGGUGACAAGCUCAUAAACUGAGACGAAUACAAUUUAUCUCGACUGCGAUGGCACUCUACAUAUAAAUCUAGAGAUGACAUUGAGAUAGUGUUUUUCUACAGUGAAGUGGUCUGCAUGUCGUCCAAUACACUUUUUUUUACCUAUAUAACGCGAAGAGCCGCUCGUGGCGGAGCCCGCUACCCGCCACACUUGAUUCAAAUCUGUGUUACAAAUGCAAGUAGUUGGCGAAACUGCAGACGGUUACAAAUACAAGGAAGACAGUCGAUUCCUCCAAUAAAGGAUUACCUCAUGGACCACCCUUCAAG